CGGAACGGAACGGAGAGUAUUGAAUUCUUGCAGAUUUCAUGCUCCAUCCUUUUUUUUUUUGGAAGAUUGCUCCAUCCUUCUUGCUUGGAAAGAAAAUUUAUAGCACGAGACGGCACGGCCGGGAACGGAACGGAGUUACGUCACGUCUCUUCCUCCAUCCGACCAUCCCGGCAUCCCCCCAACCCGCACACCACAGGCCAGAGGCCAUUCCGCUCGCUUGCUUCCCUUCUCAUCACACUCAUCCUCGAUUCGUCACCGAUGGGCGCGGCGGCGGCGGCGGCGGCGGCGGGCGCUGCCAAGUGGAUCCAGCGGCUGGGCGCGGCCGGGAUCUCGACGGAGGCACUGGAGCGCGGGCAGAGCCGCGUCAUCGACGCCUCCCUCACCCUCAUCCGCGAGCGCGCCAGGCUCAAGGGAGAGUUGCUGCGUUCUAUGGGUGAUGUGAAAGCUUCCGCGUCCCUCUUAGGAGUACCCCUUGGGCACAACUCCUCGUUCCUGCAGGGUCCUGCAUUUGCUCCGCCCCGCAUAAGGGAAGCGAUUUGGUGCGGAAGCACCAACUCUAGCACGGAAGAAGGCAAAGAAUUAGAUGAUCCAAGAGUGCUAACUGAUGUUGGUGAUGUCCCCAUACAAGAGAUUCGUGACUGUGGUGUUGGAGAUGACAGAUUGAUGCAUGUAAUCAGCGAGUCUGUCAAAACAGUGAUGGAGGAAGAUCCUCUUCGGCCAUUGGUAUUAGGAGGCGAUCACUCAAUAUCUUAUCCAGUUGUUAGGGCCGUGUCUGAAAUGCUUGGUGGACCUGUUGACAUUCUUCAUCUUGACGCACAUCCAGAUAUCUAUGAUUGUUUUGAAGACAACCCUUACUCACAUGCUUCUUCAUUUGCAAGAAUAAUGGAAGGAGGUCAUGCUAGGAGACUUCUGCAGGUUGGACUUAGAUCAAUUACCAAAGAGGGACGCGAACAAGGAAAAAGAUUUGGUGUAGAACAGUAUGAGAUGCGUACCUUCUCCAGAGAUCGGGAGAAGCUUGAGAAUCUGAAACUUGGGGAAGGUGUAAAGGGAGUGUAUAUCUCUGUCGAUGUGGACUGCCUCGACCCAGCAUUCGCUCCUGGCGUCUCUCACAUUGAACCUGGAGGCCUCUCGUUCCGCGAUGUGCUCAACAUCCUCCAGAAUCUGCAAGGUGAUGUCGUUGCCGCAGAUGUGGUGGAGUUCAACCCACAACGUGACACGGUGGAUGGUAUGACAGCCAUGGUCGCCGCAAAGCUGGUUCGGGAGCUCACUGCCAAGAUCUCCAAGUGAGCAGAGGGAGUCAAGCAGCAAUAGAAUUUUCAGGCUCGUUGGUUGUUCAUCUUGGUUCCUAAUAUAUCAUCUGGGCCACAUUGUAUAUCUGACUAACCUCUUUGAAUAAUAAGAUCUUGUUGCAAAAGUUUCAGAACUUGCCUUCAUUUGGCUUUAUGCUC
Brachypodium distachyon (stiff brome) is the source of this 1448-nucleotide messenger RNA. Its product is annotated as arginase 1, mitochondrial. The record is from RefSeq and is a predicted model, not a curated record. Bases 259 to 1287 code for a protein of 342 amino acids. The transcript has 6 exons. Gene Ontology annotation, molecular function: metal ion binding; agmatinase activity. NCBI's taxonomy places the organism in Eukaryota, Viridiplantae, Streptophyta, Magnoliopsida, Poales, Poaceae.